Messenger RNA from Anneissia japonica, 3088 nucleotides. Its product is annotated as tripartite motif-containing protein 2-like. The transcript is spliced from 2 exons. The record is from RefSeq and is a predicted model, not a curated record. NCBI's taxonomy places the organism in Eukaryota, Metazoa, Echinodermata, Crinoidea, Comatulida, Comatulidae. Gene Ontology annotation, biological process: proteasome-mediated ubiquitin-dependent protein catabolic process; protein polyubiquitination; negative regulation of translation. Bases 433 to 2217 code for a protein of 594 amino acids. Gene Ontology annotation, molecular function: protein binding; translation repressor activity; zinc ion binding.
UGUGUGUUUGUGUGUCUGCCUGUCUGUCAGUGUGUGUUCCUGGUGCAUAGCCCAAGAACUACUAGACCGAUUUACUUCAACUUCACUAUGUUACAUGUACUUUGGUCCUCGAAUUUGGUGAUUUUGAUUUUAAUAUGACGUGGCCUCGUUUGGCUAGGCCAAGCCGACUCGAGCGGACCGACCGCUGGCCAGAAUCAAAUUAUGAUGGCGGCACGGUGUGUCAAAUCCUGGCCGGUGGACUGGAAACGGUCUGGUCGGUGUGCAAACUUGCCCGGUUGAUAGGUUUGCCCCACAAAUUAGGUCUAAUAAUAAAUUCCCCUAAAUCCGCCCCUGCAAAAAUGCCAUUAUUUUUCCAGUAAAGAUAUGACGCAAUAAGGCAUUUGAGCGUCCAGUAAGAUAGUCACUUUACCAGUGUAUCAUUGAGGUAAAACCAUGUUGAACAACAGGAAGGUAAAAUCGGCUGGCGAUAAUGAGCAGGACACCCUCAAAAUGGCACUCUGUCCUUUCCAUAAUGACAUGCGACAGGUCAUGUACUGCAUGUCUUGUGACAAACCUGUUUGCGACGAGUGCAUUAAAUUGUCUCACCAAAAUGCCACACACAAGAAAGACUCUAUUAAGAAUGUCACGCAAGCAUAUAAAAGAUCACUCACUGACCUUACACAGAGGACAACAAAUAUGUUAUCUAAGAUUGAUAAAGGCAUGGAGGAUACAUCAGAGGUACUAGAAUUACUCCACGAAGAGUACGACAAAUGCCAAGCAGAUGUUGAAAACACGUUACAAGGUGCCGUGGCCAUUCUUAUUGAAAAGAAGAAACAACUAAGGAAAGAUCUAAAUGAAAAAUUUACUACAAAGCGAGCAGUUUUGGAAGCCCAGCGAGAUAUGUUAUUGUCAAUUCGUCACGAAAUUACCAUGAUAAAUAAAACGUGUCAGCAUCCACGUGUUUACCCAGAUCAUGUCAGUGCCAUUGAAUGGCUGAAAGAUUCAACACAAAAAAUGCGAGAUAUAGUAAAUAACCCGCCUAACUAUCUACCAGAAGAAAACAGACGUCUUGUAUUUAAAGCUGACGAAGACUUCAUAGACAUGCUGGAGGAGACAGCUUUAGGCACCAUUAAUACUAAUUCAGCUGUCGGCUUUAACUCCACCAUAAAUACUGGAGAGAUACAAGAUGUUCACACUGGAGAUAGUAUUCGCUUGUAUUUGACAACAAAGGAUUCAGUUGGCAGUGAUGUGAGAGUUGGUGGAGCUGAUGUAUCUGGGGAAUUAAAACACCCAAAUCAUCCUAAACAAUAUGCUAAAAUACAUGAUAAUCAGGACGGAACAUACGUCAUUGAAAUUACGCCAUCAUAUGCUGGUGAUUGUGUUUAUACGAUUAAAUUAUUCGAACAGUUGAUUAAAGAAGGUAAACUAGAAAUAAAAUGCCAGCCAUCUUUAGGAGAUGCUCUGGACUUCACCCAUAGUGCCUUUCGAGACAAACCACCAUUCAACGUCUCAGUGUCUACUGACGGAGAUAUUUUCGUUACAAAUAGAACUCCGAUAGUUUAUAUAUUCAACAGGAAUGGACGCUUCAUGAGGCACAUCCAAGUACAGCAAGCAGGCGACUUGCAAGGCAUUGUGGUUACCACGGACAGAGUCAUGUUUUUGACAGACCACGUCAAGAAGCAAGUGAUCAAGUGCAGUUCGGAUGGCAAACUCUUGCGUCGUUUUGGCAAAAAUGAGUUAGUGGAUCCUGUCGGUGUUGCCGUCGAUAAAGACGGCUUUAUUUAUAUAGUCGAUCAUGGAGUUCAUUGUAUUUUGAAGUUCGAUCGCAACGGUAAGAAAAUUCAAUCGUUCGGUCCUGAGAUUGCCCUGCCUCACCGUCUUCUUUCACCAUGGUUCAUUGACAUGUGUGGAGAUGAAUUGAUCGUGUCAGACACCUGGAACCAUAGAAUUCAAAGAUUCACAAAGCAUGGUACACAAACAACUAUGUUCGGUGUCCGGGGACAUAAAGAUGGUCAAUUUGAACGACCGAAAGGUAUAACGUGCGACGCAGAUGGCAAUAUGCUUGUGAGUAGUGAACAUCAUGUUCAGAUGUUCGACAAAAGUGGAAAGUUUGUGAAGGUUGUUGACAAUGGGAAACCGACUGUUGAUCCACGAGGACUUUGUGUAAUCCCGGGCGAAUGGAGGCGCGUGGUAGUAGCAGAGUGGGGAAACUCACGUGUCAGAAUAUUUGCUUAUUGAACAAAAUAAACUGUCAUCAGAUAGGGUUAGUCAGGUGGUGAGAUUCACAAAUGCGCCUUUAAGAUAGUUGUGGUUUGAACAAUUUUUUCUACAUUAGCACAUAACGAUUAAACACAACACUAAAAUCUAUUAAUCAUAACUAUAUUGAUGUAGAUAAAUGAUGUGAAUAUGAUGAUGACAAUGAUGAGAAAAAAUAUGAACCGGAUUAUUGAAUAAUCACUUCCUCAUUAUAGACUUCAUAAAAUAUCGUACAUUUUACUGUGAGCUUCUCUAAUAAUAUACUAUUAUUAUUGUUAAUGUUCACAAUUUAAUCGUGGUAUCUUUAUAAUGGUAUACUAGUAUACAUAUUUCAUACUUGUUAAGUUUGUGUAUUAUAAAAGACCACAUGCAUCAUAACAUUGACGGGAAUUACACAAAUUAUUCAAUUAUUUUAUUUCAUUAUUACAUGUUGUAAGCUGUAUUAGUGUUUGAAAAUUUGAAAAAGUGUAUAGUGUGUUAUUGUAAAAUAAUAGGAUAAUAUUGUUCUUGAAAAAAUCGCAAUGAAGAAUGGGAUAAUUAGAGGUAAAACUUGAUUUUAAAAAUUGAGAAUAUUGAAAACGUUAUGAAAUAGAACAUUAUCUUACGUAUGCAUUUCAAACCUAUGUUGUUGAAAUUGAUGUCUAAUUGGAAUAGUAAAUUAAGUAUAGGGUUAUGCUCCGGGGAGACGAGUUACCGCAAUUAGUCGAAUAAAUGCCCCGCAGCGUUUAUUUUUGAGGAUUUUUUUUUUGUUUGUGUUGUUUAAUGUAAAGUCUUAUUGAUCCUAACUAGGUUAGAAAAAUGUAAUUGUACUGGAGAAGAAUAUUAUAGUCUGUUGUCUUAUGUCAUAUUUUUU